Messenger RNA from Tilletiopsis washingtonensis, 1598 nucleotides. RefSeq lists its product as hypothetical. Gene Ontology annotation, molecular function: amino acid transmembrane transporter activity. The record is from RefSeq and is a predicted model, not a curated record. Gene Ontology annotation, biological process: amino acid transmembrane transport. Lineage: Eukaryota; Fungi; Basidiomycota; Exobasidiomycetes; Entylomatales. The transcript has 3 exons. Gene Ontology annotation, cellular component: vacuolar membrane. The coding region runs from base 110 to 1570 and encodes 486 amino acids.
AUAACUGCAUCGAGGCGCCUGCGCAGACAGCUUAAGAAGCGGCGGGUGCAGCCACUCGGACCCCCCACAAGCAACCCACUCCGACCCCUCCCUCCCACACACACGCAAGAUGUCCUACAUCAACGAGCUGCCGCGCUCCGGGCGCACCGCCAGCUACGGCGCCGACGACAAGCCGCCGGCGUUUGCCGACGACAAGAGCGUGCACGAGGUCGACGUCACCGUGACCGAGGUGGACCAGGCCUUCGAGGACCUCGUCAAGGAGGAGGAGGACCACGACAUCAAGCUGCGCACGAUGAGCUGGCAGAAGACGGCCGUGCUGCUCUUCGGCGACCAGGUGUGCCUGGCCAUCAUGGCGCAGGCGUGGAGCUUCAAGGUCCUCGGCUGGAUCCCCGGCCUCAUCACGACAUUCCUCAGCGGCGCCAUCUUCUGGCUCACGAGCUACACGCUCUGGCAGUUCAUGAUGCGCAACCCCAAGGUGCGCGACAUCUGCGACAUUGGCCGCCUGCUCUUCGGCGGCUCGCGCCUCGCCUACGAGUUCACGGGCAUCAUGCUCCUUGCCAACAACUCGAUGCUUGCCGGCUUUCACGUCCUGACCGGCGCCAAGAUCCUCAACACGCUCAGCAACCACGCCAUGUGCACCGUCUACUUCUCCGUCAUCGUGACGAUUGCCUCGAUUGUGCUGAGCCUCCCGCGUACUCUACACCAUGUCUCCCAUAUGUGCACGGUCUCUGCGGCAUGUAUGUUUGUCGCUAUCGUGCUCCAGCUCGUCUUCGCCGGCAUCGAGGACCACCCGGCGUCGGGCUACGGCGGCGAGUGGCCCGAGAUGGGCGCGGCCGUCAAGACGAGCAUCUUCCCCGUCGAGGGCACCACGUGGAUCCAGUGCCUCAACGCCGUGCUCAACAUCAGCUUCCUCUGGAUCCCCCAGAUUCUCUUCCCGACGUUUAUCAACGAGAUGCGCCGCCCGCAGGACUUCCCCAAGGCCCUCGCGGCCCUUGCCGGCGCGUCGUUCUGCCUCUUCAUCGUGCCGGCCGUCGUGGGCUACGCAUACCUCGGCCAGUACGCCGAGGCGCCGGCGUUUGGCUCGCUCGAGACGCUCUACAAGAAGAUUUCCUUCGCCCCGGUUCUCGUGCCGACGAUUGUUAUCGGCGUGAUCUACUCGAACGUCUCGGCGAAGUACGUGUUCCAGCGCGUGCUGGCCAACUCGCGCCACCAGCACUCGAACACCGUCGUCGGCUGGGGCGUGUGGGGCGCCAUCGUGACGGCCUUCUGGGCGGUUGCCUUCAUCUUCGGCUCGACGAUCCCGUCGAUGGGCGACUUCCUCUCGCUGCUCGGCAGUGUCUUCGACUCGCAGUACGGCUUCAUCUUCUGGGCCAUUGCCUACUACCAGCUCUUCAAGGGCCGCUUCUUCACGAGCAAGCUGCGCACGCUCAUCACCGUUGCGCACGCCAUCAUCAUGGUCAUGGGUCUCUUCCUCCUCGGCCCCGGCGUGUACGCGGCCGUCGAGGCGAUCCGCGAGGACUACGCCGGCGCCGUGCGCCCCGCCUUUGCGUGCGCCAACCUGGCCAUCUGAGCGCGCCUUGCCUUCUUCUCCUGCCUGC